Ilex paraguariensis (yerba mate) is the source of this 926-nucleotide messenger RNA. The record is from the annotation of a GenBank genome assembly. Lineage: Eukaryota; Viridiplantae; Streptophyta; Magnoliopsida; Aquifoliales; Aquifoliaceae.
GGCACUCCAAUUCCCUGUGCCUUCAAAUUUUCAUCACCACAACAAACAUAUUUGAAUCCAUUAUGAUUCUCGUUCCACUGUCAUCGCCGCCUUUAUUUCCCGCCAAUUCCAAUUUGGCAAUCUCCCUCCGGCACCAGUUACGGCGGAGUCCGGCGAAUUUUUUGUCCCGCCGCCUAGCACCACCGCUUACUGCAACUUCCGGUGACAUCGAUGCAUUUACGGAGUACUCCGGUUAUUUGUUCGAGCUCAGCACUUCGGUGGCGGACUCUCUUGUGGAGUACAACAUCUCCAAAAUUUCUUCGAUAUACCGGAAGAAACCUCUUAUUCUUCUGCGGCGUCUUCUCCAAAUCGGUACUACACUUGGCAAAUGGUUCGCGCUUAGGUACAUCGAUAGCGUCACCGAGCGGUCAGAGCUGAUGUUCGAGGUUAGAGCUGCGGAAUUGCGGGAGAUAUUAGUACAGCUUGGCCCGGCGUAUGUUAAAAUUGCUCAGGCUGUCUCAUCACGAGCUGACUUGAUACCACCUUCUUAUCUGGAUGAGCUCUCAUUGUUGCAAGAUCGAAUAACACCAUUUUCAUCUGAAGUUGCUUUUGAUACAAUAGAGCAAGAACUUGGAUUACCAAUAGAUGAUCUUUUCUCGGAGAUCUCACCUGAGCCUGUUGCGGCAGCAUCACUUGGACAGGUCUAUCAAGCUAGGCUUCAUCGUACUGGACAAGUUGUUGCUGUCAAAGUGCAGAGGCCAGGAGUUCAAGCAGCCAUUUCCUUGGACAUAUUAAUUUUGCGUUACCUUGCAGGGUUGGUUCGGAGAGCAGGGAAGUUUAACACUGAUCUUCAGGCGGUCGUUGAUGAGUGGGCAUCAAGUCUUUUUCGGGUAAUCACAUUAAAUGCAGGAGAUGGACUACAAGAAAGAAGCGAUGAAUGGAGUUAA